Messenger RNA from Rotaria sp. Silwood2, 1245 nucleotides. NCBI's taxonomy places the organism in Eukaryota, Metazoa, Rotifera, Eurotatoria, Philodinida, Philodinidae. The record is from the annotation of a GenBank genome assembly.
AUGAUAGAACAGGGUUAUCCUCUUCUAACCGUAACCGAAGAACAAACAAAUAAAAAACGUGUUCUUAAAAUAAAACAACAACGUUUUAUUGCUGAUGGUAGUGCUGAUGAUGAAAAUCUUCAAUGGAAGAUUCCCAUAACUGUUUUUACAAAAUCUAAUCCAAAACAAAUUGCACAACAAAUAUUAAUGGAUAAACCAGAAAUAACAAUAACAUUAGAAAAUAUUCCCGAUGAUGAUUGGAUUAAAUUAAAUUAUAACUCCAUUGGCCUUUAUCGUGUCAAAUAUGAAUCUGAAACAUUAGCACGUCUUAAUGAACCAAUUGCUAACAAAAAAAUAAGUCCACAAGAUCGUCUUAUGGUACAAAAUGAUGUUGCUGCUUUAUGUAAUGCUGGUCAUCAAUCAUUUGUUGAUUAUCUCAAAAUUUUAUCAUCAUAUGCAGAUGAAGAUAAUUUUACUGUAUGGAAAGCAAUUGCAUCAAAUAUGGCUGAUUUAUCAUCAUUACUUGAAUAUACAAAUUAUUUUGAUGAAUUUAAAAGAUAUCGUUUAAAUUUAUUUUCAUCAAUACAAAACAAACUUGGUUGGGAUGCUAAACCAAAUGAAGAUGCACUUUCAGCUAUGUUACGUCCAAUGGUAUUAAGUAUUGUUGGCAAAUCGGGUGAUCAAGAUACAAUUGAUGAAGCAAAAAAACGUUUUGAACGUCAUAUUACUGGAGAUUUAAUUGAUCCAAAUAUUCGUGGAGCUGUUUAUGUUAUUGUUUCACGUUAUGGAGAUGAAAGUACACAAGAAGAACUUCGUAAAUUAUAUUUUGCAGCAGAUAUGACUGAAGAGAAAGUUCGAUUACUUCGUUCAAUGGGUCAAUCAAUUAAACCAGAAAUUAUUGAAAAUACAUUAAAAUUUGUAUUUGAAGGCGAUAAUGUUCGAAUGCAAGAUGCAAUUUCAGGUCUUGUUGGUUGUACAUCAAGUUGUGAGGGUCGAAAUUUAGUUUGGAAAUUUUUACAAAACAAUUGGAGAACACUUGUUGAGCGUUUUGGUGAAAAGAGUAAUUUUCUUAUUGCUUUUGUUGAGUAUGGUUUAUCCGAUUUUGCUGAUGAAAAAACGGCAAGUGAAAUAAAAUCAUUUUUUGAUAAAAUGAAUACACCAAUCGUUACACGACCAGUCAAAAAAGUACUUGAAACAAUUCAUAUGCGUUCUGAAGUACUUAAACGUGAUUCAAAAGCCAUUGAAGAAUAUUUAAAACAACAAUAA